Messenger RNA from Knipowitschia caucasica, 597 nucleotides. NCBI's taxonomy places the organism in Eukaryota, Metazoa, Chordata, Actinopteri, Gobiiformes, Gobiidae. The record is from the annotation of a GenBank genome assembly.
AUGGGGUUUGGUUAUUGUUUUAUGUGUUUUUUUGGGGUGUGGGGUUGUGUGGGGUUUGUGUGGUUGGGGGGAUGUGGUGGUUUUGGUGGAUUGUGGGGUGGAAUAGUGUUAGUGUGGUGGGGUUGGGUGGGGGUGUUUUUUGGGGGUUGGGGUGUUUGUGUGUGGGUGUUUGGUGGUAGGGGGUGUGGGGGUUUGGGGGGGGGUGGGUUGUUGUGGGGGGGUGUUAUUAAGGGGGGGAGGGAGUGGGGGGUUUGGUUUAUGUGUUGUUGGGUGUUGGGGUGUUUUGGAGGGUUAGGUUAUUGGGUUGUGGAGAAUGGGUGUGGGAUGGUGGGGGGUUGGUUUUUUGUGUUGAGGUUUGGGGGGGGGGGUUGGGGUUGUUUUAGGUGGGGGGUUGUUGUGGGGGGGUUUGGGGUGUGUGUGUGGUGGUUGGGGUUGGUGGUUGUUGGGGGUGGUUUGGGUGUUUGGGUUGGUGUUGGGUGUGUUUGUGUGUGUGUGUUGGGGUUGUUUUUUUUUUGGGGUGUGUGUGGGGUGGUGGUGGUUGGUGUGUUUGUGGGGGGGGUUUGGGGGUGGGUGUGUUGGUUGUGGUUUGAACGCUAG